Punctularia strigosozonata HHB-11173 SS5 is the source of this 1557-nucleotide messenger RNA. RefSeq lists its product as uncharacterized. Gene Ontology annotation, molecular function: protein binding. The coding region runs from base 1 to 1557 and encodes 518 amino acids. The record is from RefSeq and is a predicted model, not a curated record. The transcript is spliced from 2 exons. NCBI's taxonomy places the organism in Eukaryota, Fungi, Basidiomycota, Agaricomycetes, Corticiales, Punctulariaceae.
AUGACGACCGACGACAUCAUGAUCAACUUUCUGGCAAUUGAAAGCAUGUUCAAUCCCAAGGUUCAGCCCCCUGUGGCGCGACUUUCUCCCGAGCUCUUGAGCAUGGUAUUCGAAUUUUUGGCUCUUCACAAAGACGGACUUCCCCAAGCCUCCGUCUUGAAACCGGCCGUUGCUCGGGUAUGCCGCUACUGGCGCCAAGUCGCACUGAAUACCCCUCAACUGUGGCGCUCCUUGAACCUGUCAGGCCCAAGACUCGCCAGGAGGCUCUGGGAGCGCUCGGACAAUUCUCCGGUCAUCCUGCGCUGGGUGGGCAGCUGGCUCGAGCUCGACCCUGUUCAUGAGGAGUUGAUCGCUUGCAUCAGCCAGCGCCCAGCACGCAUCUCGGCUUUGGCCCUCGAGGGCGAACACUCCCUCAUCGCUCAGAUUCUCGGGCAGUUGCCCUCCGUUCUCCCCUCGCUAGAAAGCCUGUUUCUCAACUCGGACGAGCCCUCGGCGACACUGCUUCCUUUGAACGACAUGCACGCGCCCAGGCUGCGCCGCAUAGACAUCGACGGGAUACCGGUGCCCUGGACGUCGCGCCUUCUUUCCAGCGCCAACCUCCGCGCUCUAACAAUCAACAACCUGGGCUCGGAUCUGCCCCCUCUGCGCUUGGUUCUCAGCUGUUUCGCCGCGCUGUCCAGUCUGCAGGUGCUCGAUUGGGCCGGCGAGCUCCCUGUAGACUCCGAAUCCGAAUCUGCGACGGGCCCGAUAGCCGAGCGUGCCGUGCUCAUGCCCGCCUUGAUAUUUCUGUGCCUCGACGGCAGCGCCGCCGGCUGCAUCACCCUCCUCCGGUACAUCCGGCGCGUACCGUCCGACCGUGCGCGACUCGUCCUCUGCUGCGACGACGCCGGCGAUCGCGGACACACCUGGCAACAGCGUCUGUGGGACGCCGCGCUCGCGCACUGGCACCCUCGCGCGCGCGCUCUCCCCGCCCUCACCCUGCUAACCAAUACACACGCGCUACACAUCGCCGCGGGACACGCCUCCCUGCUCAACGACCAGUACCCGCCGGACUGGAACACGAACCCGCCGCUCAACCUCUGUCUCGGCGUGUCCAACCCGCGUCAGCUGCCACGGAUGAUGCGCGCGCUCGGACCGCGCGUCGCCGACGCGUGCCGCGACGGCGUCCGGACGCUCUUCGUCCAGAACGACUUUCAGCGCAUGGACGGCGCGGACUGGGGUUCGUGCCUGCUUCAGAUGCCGCGCGUGCGCCUGCUGCACGUCGUGGGGCCGCACGCCGCGUUGUCGCUCGCGACGUUCGUGGCCACGGCGGACGCUGCACCGGCGGCCCACAAGGUCGAGGCGGUGCUGUAUCCCGAUGUAAGGCGGGUCUUGUUCUCCGAGAUCCAGUUCGCGGACGUAGCAUCGCGGGCGGGGGUGGCGUGCUGGCAGCUCGCGCAGUGGCUCGUGGACGCGUCGACGCCGAGCGGCGGGAGGCCGGCACUGGGCGCUAUGGAGUUUUACGACUGCGGGGGUAUUACCGAUGAGGAUCGGGUUAUCGACGAAACAACGUACUAG